AUGGCAACUGCUCAAGAUAUCCGUCCUCGUAUGGACGACCUGGCUGCUCAGGCCCAGUACUUCUCGACCUCCCCCAACGCCUCUUUCCACUCCCCCUCCAGUCACGGCUCAGCACUCACCCGGACAAUUCCUCUGCCCAAUGCGAAGCAUUUGAAGCCCUUCGCCACCGAGGACAUCAAGGUUCUGCUCCUCGAGAAUGUCAACCAGACCGGCCGGGAAAUCCUGAAGCAGCAGGGCUAUCAGGUCGAGUUCCUGAAGUCCUCGCUUCCCGAGGAUCAGCUCAUUGAGAAGAUCCGGGACGUGCAUGUCAUCGGUAUCCGUUCGAAAACCAAGCUCUCCGCCCGCAUCCUCAAGGAGGCUAAGAACCUCAUCGUCAUCGGUUGCUUCUGCAUCGGAACCAACCAGGUGGAUCUUCAGUAUGCUGCUGACCACGGUAUUGCUGUCUUCAACUCUCCUUUCAGCAACUCCCGCAGUGUUGCCGAGUUGGUCAUCGGUGAAAUCAUCUGUCUGGCGCGCCAGCUGGGCGAUCGCUCAAAUGAGAUGCACAACGGUACCUGGAAUAAGGUUAGCAAUGGAUGCUGGGAAAUCCGCGGCAAGACCCUUGGUAUUAUUGGAUACGGUCACAUUGGUGCUCAGCUCUCCGUUCUGGCCGAGUCGAUGGGUAUGUCAGUGAUCUUCUUUGAUGUGAUCAACUUGAUGGCCCUGGGUACGGCCCGCCAGGUUGAGACAAUGGAAGAACUUCUGGGUCAGUCCGAUUUCGUGACUUGCCAUGUUCCCGAGCUUGCCGAGACCAAGGGCAUGAUUGGCACAAAGCAAUUCGAGCAGAUGAAGAAGGGCAGCUACCUGAUCAACGCCAGCCGUGGAACUGUUGUCGAUAUCCCCGCUCUGAUCGACGCCAUGCGCAGCGGUAAGGUUGCCGGUGCCGCUCUGGACGUGUACCCGAACGAGCCAGCUGGAAAUGGUGACUACUUCAACAACGACCUGAACACCUGGGGUGCAGAUCUGCGCUCGCUGAAGAACCUGAUUCUCACCCCUCACAUCGGCGGAAGUACCGAGGAGGCUCAGAGCGCUAUUGGUGUCGAGGUCGCUCAGGCUCUGACUCGAUAUGUCAACGAGGGUACCACUCUUGGUGCCGUUAACCUGCCCGAGGUUGCUCUCCGUUCAUUGACCAUGGAAGAGCCCAACCACGCUCGUGUUGUCUUCAUUCACAAGAACAUUCCCGGUGUGCUGCGCAAGGUCAAUGAGAUUAUCGGAGACCACAACGUCGACAAGCAGAUGACUGAUAGCAGAGGUGAUGUUGCCUACCUGAUGGCAGAUAUCAGCAACGUCGACACGACCACUAUCAAAGAAUUGUACACCAGCCUCGAAAGCCUUCCUUCCCGCAUCAUGACUCGCAUCUUGUACUAG
Penicillium argentinense is the source of this 1407-nucleotide messenger RNA. Its product is annotated as D-3-phosphoglycerate dehydrogenase. The coding region runs from base 1 to 1407 and encodes 468 amino acids. Gene Ontology annotation, molecular function: oxidoreductase activity, acting on the CH-OH group of donors, NAD or NADP as acceptor; NAD binding. The transcript is spliced from 6 exons. The record is from RefSeq and is a predicted model, not a curated record. Lineage: Eukaryota; Fungi; Ascomycota; Eurotiomycetes; Eurotiales; Aspergillaceae.